This is a messenger RNA of Thunnus maccoyii (southern bluefin tuna), 2341 nucleotides long. RefSeq names its product leucine-rich repeat-containing protein 15. The record is from RefSeq and is a predicted model, not a curated record. The coding region runs from base 1 to 915 and encodes 304 amino acids. Gene Ontology annotation, molecular function: protein binding. NCBI's taxonomy places the organism in Eukaryota, Metazoa, Chordata, Actinopteri, Scombriformes, Scombridae. The transcript has 6 exons.
AUGCUUGGAUCCUCAAAUUGGGUGGGAGAGAAUGGCAUCACAGACCUGAAGGCCAAUGCCCUGAGAUCAGUUCCAAAGAUUGAGAGUAUCAACCUGGAACGAAAUGCCAUCAAGUCCAUCCAUCCCCAGGCUUUCUCUGGUGCAAAGCAGCUGAUGCUCCUCAAUCUUUACGGCAACCACAUCACCAACCUUCCACCGAGGGGAUUCCAGGACCUCCUGAACCUUCGCUUCCUCAUGCUGGGACAAAACCAGAUUGGCAUACUCAAACCUGAGAUGUUCGCCGGCAUGAGGAACCUGUCAGAUCUGGAUCUUCCUCUCAACGCGCUGACAAUGCUCCCACCUAAUGCCUUUAAGCCUUUGAUUGCUCUCAAAGUUUUAGAUCUUUCCCUGAAUCGCAUCCAGAGGAUCGCUCCUAAGGCCUUCAGUGGACUCAGACAGCUCCUGUUCCUCAACUUAGACAACAACAGUGUGAAAACUAUUUCUGCUGGAGCAUUCAAGCCAUUGCGAUCUCUGGAGAUGCUGGUUCUAGACAACAACCUUAUGUCCACACUGAGCUCAUCAGCGUUGGAUGGCCUGGUCAGCUUGCAGGAACUCUACCUGAGGAACAACGAGCUGGAUCACCUGCCACCUGAUGUGUUCAGUAACAUGCCCAAGCUUUCUCAGCUGGCUCUCAGUGGAAACCGCCUCAAGACAGUGGAUGGAAACAUGUUGGCCCAUAUGCCUGAAUUGAAGAAGUUGUACCUCCAUGACAACCCUUGGCAGUGUGACUGUAACAUCAGCUCCUUGGUGCAGUGGAUGGGACAGACCAAGGUCACCCUGUCACCUCGGGAUUCCCUGAAGUGUGUGAGUCCUCCGGAGCUUCGAAACAAGAGCCUAGGCAGCCUCCAAACCUCCAAGCUGCUCUGCCACACCUAACGCCAGCAAACCUGGAUGAAGACUACAGCGUGGGCUUGGGCCCAUGGAGAUCAGAACUUUUAUUCAAAAAGAUUUUUUACUCUGUAGACUGUGCUAGUGUUUGUAGAGUGCACUUGUUUCUUUCUCAAAGCUGCAAUGCAAUCAAUAUAUAGAACAUAUUUAUGUUUUCAGCUCAAAAUCCUGCAUAAAAUAUCACCUUUUAGAAACUUUGGCUUGAUACCAUGUACUUUUGAGUUUAAAACCAAACGCAUGAAGACCUUUUAAACUGCAGUUAAAAAAUGAAACUGGAUUUAUGAGGUUUUUAAUUCAACAGAGAGGCUGUGUAUUACAUCGUUGUAUUCUCCACCAGCAAAGAACAAGUGUUGUCUCUUAUCUCCAAAUUCAACACUGAGAUUAAUAUUAUAAUCUUAUAUUGGUUGUCGUAGAGUGGCUAUGCAGGUCUGGAAAGUGACGGAUUACAUGCAAUGGGAUUACAUUAAUCCGAUUUCAGGAAAUGGUUUCUGUAAUCUUUAAUAGUUAAUGUAAAAAAAUAAAGGCAUUUGGAUUGUGAGAUGACAGACACAGCCAGGAUUCUGCACAGCUAAAACUGAGAGUGAAGAUAGCUGUAGAUAAAUGUAAAUUUAUUUAAAUUGUAAUCUCUAAAUUAGAUAAACGUAAAAUAAGGAAGAUGAUCAAGAGUGAUGUUACAGUGUUUAAGCAUUCCAGUGUAUUAUGCUGCCAAUUACAACUUCAGCCAGGCCAGCAGUGACACACUACAUGGCCAGAAGUGUGUGGACACCCAAACAUUACACCCAUGCCAUAUGUGAUUGUUGAACAUGUCAUUACAAAACCAUGGGCAUUAAUCUGCUGCUUUAACAGUUUACAGUCUUCCAGUUUCAGGCUUUCCACCUGAUUUUGGAACUUGGCUGUAGGGAUUUGCUCCCAUUGAGCUACAAGAGUGUUAAUUACUGAUGUUGAGCGAUAAGGCCUGGCUUGCAGUUGGUGUUGGAUGAGGUUUUAGUUAGGAUUCCGUGCAGGCUUGUCAAGUUCUUCCACACUACACUGGGAAAACAAUGGCUUUGUGCGUGGGUGCAUUGUCAAGUGAAACAGGUAAGGGCCAAACACAAACUUCCCCACAAUAUAUGUAUGUUGUCAUUAGAUUAAAGUUUAGCUAUUAGCCACUCACAGCACUUGGAUGACGUCAGAAAAAGAUGGUGAUCUUUUAUUUAAUGAUGAAAAAGUCAAUGGUUACUCAAAGCAUCUACCAUAUUGUAUUUCCUGUACUGACAUGUGAUCUAACCACAUGUGGGACUAUGCUUUGUACAAAACUUCAAAAUUAGUGAUGAACAUAAAGCAAUGGUGCUGAAAAUGGCUCACUGUUUCGAAGUAUUUGAUACAGUCAAAAUGUCGACUUCUGCUAGGCAACUUUUGGCAUUGCAUUUGUAUG